AUGUUUUUCAAUCGUCAAUUUUUUCGACAAAAUUUCCCUGGCGCGCAUGAACUUGGCGCUAAUGUUGGCCCUUUUCGUGCUAUCUAUAAAUGUUAUUCCGCUGCAUUUCUACCUGAUCAUGAUCGUGGACGUUUAAAUGUUGAGAAUGGUGGAAAAAUUUUACUUCCACAAGCAGCAUUAGAACAAUUAGCUGAACAAAAUGGAAUCAUGUUAUUCAAGUUAAAAAAUACAAAACUUGAUCGUAUAAUACAUUGUGGUGUUUUAGAAUUUAUACCAAAUGAUGAUAAAACAUGUUAUUUACCAAAUUGGAUGAUGCGUCAUUUAUUAUUACAAGAAGGUGAAGAUAUAAGUGUUGAAUUUGUUGCAUUACCUACAGCUACAUUUGUACGUUUUCAACCUCAAUCAAAAGAUUUUCUUGAUAUAUCAAAUCCUAAAGCAGUUUUAGAAACAGCUCUAAGAAAUUAUAAUUGUUUAACAAAAGGUGAUGUUAUAGCAAUAAAUUAUCUUAAUCGUAGUUAUGAAUUAUUGGUUUUGGAAUUAAAACCAGCCGAUGCUGUAACAAUUAUUGAAUGUGAUAUGGAAGUUGAUUUUGCACCACCAGUUGGUUAUGUUGAACCAAAAUAUACACCAACAUCAUCACAAAAUAUUGCAACAACACCUAAAACAACUAAUCCAAUGGCAUCAACACCUGGUGAUUCGUUAUCAUCAAUACCAAGUAGUUAUAAAAGUCCAUCAACAUUUAUGCCAUUUCAUGGACAAGGCAAUCGUUUAAAUGGAAAACAUCGAUCCAAAGAUCAAGAACAACAACUAAAUAAUUCUCAAUUACAACAAACACGCGGUAUACCUAAUUAUGAUUAUGAAUAUGGUACAUUACAAUUUAUACGUGUACCAUUACGUACUGUGAAUGAUGAAACAGUUGGAACAACAGAGAAAAAUAAUGCGAAUACAUUUCAACCAUUUUCUGGCGAAGGACAAAUGCUUAAACAACCUAAAAAUCAACGACCGAAAUAA
Adineta steineri is the source of this 1011-nucleotide messenger RNA. The record is from the annotation of a GenBank genome assembly. NCBI's taxonomy places the organism in Eukaryota, Metazoa, Rotifera, Eurotatoria, Adinetida, Adinetidae.